AGAUACUGAACGAUUGUCAUACAAAGAAAACGUUAAAAUUAAAAAUGUUGCAAAGACACACGCAAUAGAUGGCUCGGGCUUUUAAUCAGUGACGUCACAACGCGCCUUUAACCAGUGACGUCACAACACGCCUUUAACCCGUGAUGUCACAACGCGCCUUUAACCAGUGACGUGUCCAAAACCCGUCAACCAAGAGCAGGUUCGAACUUAACAAUAAAGAAUACCUGUAUUAUGCGCUGUAGGUUUAAUUAAUGCACCGAAUUUAAUAAAACAAUACAAAAGAUAAACUGCAAUUGUUGGUGUUUGUAAUUUACGCGAUAUGUGCUCACAGUAUUGCUUUCAGCGUCUCAUUUAUUCCUAACAGAGAGGACAACAACUUGUUCAAAUAUAACAAAUGACGCCUCGGAACAAACACAGACGUUACACAAUAAGACGUGAUAUAUUAAAAGAUUUCAAACAAAUUGCUUUUGGAACAAAGUUUUAGUGAGCGUUUUUUACCAUAAGUUGAUCAGCAGUUUCUGGGAAGUAGGAAAUAUAAAUAUUGCUGUUAUUCCUCUAAUGCGAAAUCUUGUUAUUACCCUAUAGAGUUAUAAAAUACCAAGUUAGCAACAAAUCGAAGCAUUUAAUGUCAUGUCGACAGUUUCCAGCUUUAAGUUUUGAUCCAUAACACUUAAUUAAUGGGUCAGUAUCUAAACAAUGCCGACUCUUAAACGAUCAACGCAAGUCUCUAAUGACCAUCGACUUUUCCGUCGGUCUUGAUUCGAUGGUAUUGGAGUAACGUAAUAUUUAAUCAAUAGAUUGUUUAACCCGCUUUGUUUCUAACAGCGAUACUCUCUUACUUUUAAAAUGCUUAAACUUUGUUGUUUAUUCACUUUCUGUUUCCUUCUACACAAUAUUCGAGAAAUUAAAUCUCAACAACCUGAAGAGAUUUGUUUUCGUCCUCCAUCAAAUCCCAACCCAGGCAGACCCGGUAAGAGAGGACCUCCCGGAGGAAAAUGUGACAGGGGUGACGUUGGUCCAACUGGGCAGUGUGUUUGUGAUGGAAUGUCUCAACUUCGUCAGGAAAUACAACAACUUAAUCGCAAGAUCGCAACACUUGAACAGUUCCAACAUUCUCAUACAGACAAGCUAACAUAUUGCUCGGUUGGAAUGGAGGAUAGGAGAGUAAGAGACGAAGACAUCACCGCAUCUGCUACUUUCGAUACCGGAAUUAACACAUUUCACCUUCCAAAGUAUGCGCGACUGGAUAAUGUCGAUGUGCUAGGUCAUCAUAUUGGAGCGUGGGCAUCUGGGAACCAAAGCGCUGGAAAUUGGAUUCAAGUUGAUCUUCAAUCUCCCACUCUUUUAACUGGAGUUGUGACUCAAGGCAGACCAGGGGGGCAUUUUAUGCAAUGGAUUACAAGUUACAAAAUCGCAUAUGGAAUAAAUCAAACCAGUUUUCAAACUAUUCAAAACAGUGAUGGAAACGACGUGAUAUUCCAAGGAAAUAGAGAUAUAGAUACGAAAGUUACAAAUAUGUUUCCUGCUCCAAUCAUUGGACGUUAUGUACGUCUCAUACAUAUUACUUAUCAUGGGCAUGCAUCAAUUCGAUUGGAAUAUCUGACGUGUUAACCAGUAAUUAAAAUGAAAAUACAAAUGCAGUAAACGUUUGUCACGCAAUAA
Ciona intestinalis (vase tunicate) is the source of this 1662-nucleotide messenger RNA. NCBI's taxonomy places the organism in Eukaryota, Metazoa, Chordata, Ascidiacea, Phlebobranchia, Cionidae. The record is from RefSeq and is a predicted model, not a curated record.